Labrus mixtus (cuckoo wrasse) is the source of this 2767-nucleotide messenger RNA. RefSeq names its product p21 protein (Cdc42/Rac)-activated kinase 2b (gene pak2b). Gene Ontology annotation, molecular function: protein serine/threonine kinase activity; ATP binding. The record is from RefSeq and is a predicted model, not a curated record. The transcript is spliced from 15 exons. NCBI's taxonomy places the organism in Eukaryota, Metazoa, Chordata, Actinopteri, Labriformes, Labridae. Gene Ontology annotation, cellular component: cytoplasm. Gene Ontology annotation, biological process: protein phosphorylation; intracellular signal transduction; regulation of MAPK cascade. The coding region runs from base 413 to 2005 and encodes 530 amino acids.
UCGGUAGUUCCGCUUCCCCUCCGCCAUAGCGGAGUCGUCCCGGGGCCGCGGAGACACCAGAAAAGUUGCUUUGUAAAUAGUUAAAGUCACGUUUUUACUCCGUUAUUGUAGUUAUUUUUUGGACCACCGCAGCCCCAUAUAACAAAGGAAGUACUUUCACAGGAUAAACAAACGUUUUCCACAGCGUCGAGGAGCGUAGUGAUAAAGUUGUGUUGAAGUUGAGCUGCUGUGGAGCCUCCGGUAACCCUUGGUGCUUCCUCUGCUCUGCUGUCGUUAAAUCCUCCUGCAGCACAUGAGCACAGCAGUGCUUCAUGCUGACGUGAGCCCUGCCUCGCUCCCUCUCUGUUUGUUGCCCUCUCCUUCCUCGCCCGCAGCCCUCUCAGCCCUGUGAGCCUCACAGACACCUCCAGUGAUGUGUGAUAACGGUGACCCUGAGGAUAAACCCCCCGCCCCCCCGGUCAGGAUGAGCAGCACCAUCUUCAGCACCGGCUCCGGGAAAGACUCGCUCUCAGCCAAUCACAGCUCCAAACCGUUGCCGUCUGUGCCCGAGGAGAGAAAACCUCGCAACAAGAUCAUCUCAAUCUUCUCCGGGGCAGAAAAAGGUGGUAGAAAGAAAGACAGAGACAAGGAACGACCAGAGAUCUCACCGCCGUCAGACUUUGAACACACCAUACAUGUGGGCUUCGAUGCUGUCACAGGAGAGUUCACUGGUAUGCCGGAGCAAUGGGCUCGACUAUUGCAGACCUCAAACAUCACCAAGUCGGAGCAGAAGAAGAACCCGCAGGCAGUGCUCGACGUUCUCAAGUUCUACGACUCUACGGGCAACGGCCGCCAGAAGUACCUCAGCUUCUCCUCUUCAGAAAAAGACGCGUUCAGUCCCGGGCCUCAGUCUCCGGCCAAAAAAGGAACUGAACCGUCCUCUCCGAACAUCAAAGACAUCGAUGAUGAUGACGAUGAUGAAGCUCCUCCUCCCAUCGUGGCUCCCAGACCAGAACACACAAAGAGCGUGUACACCCGCUCUGUCAUCGACCCCCUCCCCGCUCCGAGCACAGUCGUGGACGGAGACGUCGCCUCGAAGGCUGCAGACAGACAGAAGAAGAAGGGCAAGAUGUCGGAUGAGGAGAUCAUGGACAGACUGAGAACCAUCGUCAGCAUCGGAGAUCCCAAGAAGAAAUACACCAGAUAUGAAAAAAUCGGUCAGGGGGCAUCAGGAACCGUUUUCACAGCUAUCGAUGUGGCCACAGGACAAGAGGUGGCCAUUAAACAGAUCAACCUGCAGAAGCAGCCGAAGAAGGAGCUGAUCAUCAACGAGAUUCUGGUGAUGAAGGAGCUAAAGAACCCCAACAUCGUCAACUUUUUAGACAGUUUCCUGAUGGGCGAGGAGCUGUUUGUGGUGAUGGAGUAUCUUGCUGGAGGCUCUCUGACAGACGUGGUCACAGAGACCUGUAUGGACGAGGCUCAGAUAGCUGCUGUCUGCAGAGAGUGUCUACAGGCGCUGGAAUUCCUGCAUGCGAACCAGGUCAUCCACAGAGACAUCAAGAGUGACAACGUGUUGUUGGGGAUGGACGGCUCCGUCAAGCUGACCGAUUUUGGCUUCUGUGCCCAGAUCACUCCCGAGCAGAGCAAACGCAGUACCAUGGUGGGCACGCCGUACUGGAUGGCUCCUGAGGUGGUGACCAGGAAGGCUUACGGGCCUAAAGUGGACAUCUGGUCUCUGGGAAUCAUGGCUAUCGAGAUGGUGGAAGGAGAACCUCCGUACCUGAAUGAGAACCCGCUCCGAGCGUUAUAUCUGAUCGCCACUAACGGCACACCUGAGCUGCAGAACCCUGAGAAGCUGUCUCCGGUCUUCAGAGAUUUCCUCAACCGUUGCUUGGAGAUGGAUGUAGAGAAAAGAGGCGGAGGAAAGGAGCUGCUGCAGCAUCCGUUCCUGAAGCUGGCGAAGCCGCUGUCCAGCCUCACGCCGCUCAUCCUGGCAGCAAAGGAGGCCAUGAAGGGCAAUCGUUAGCGGAUGAGACGAGCUCCCUGCCUUCCCAUGCUGUGCACUGAUGACGUGCCAACCAUUUAGAUUUAUGUACCAGACAAUAGGCUAAGAGUGACUCUCCACUCUUGAUGCAGCAGCCUUAGCAGCCCUGACAAACCUCACUGUGAAGAAGACCAAAAAUCUUGAGCACAACUCCACCGCUGUCCACAUGAACUCUACUCUCUGUCAUACGUCAGAAGACAAGUCAAACUAAAGUGCUUCGAGUCCAGCGUAGUUCUUUUCUACAACAGAUCUUCGGUUGACACGUCGGGGCUAGGCUUGUAUUUAACUUGGAAUGAAGGAGACGCCUAGUUCUGUUUAGUUUUUUUUAAUCAACUGCCUUAAAAACAAAUGCAAAAUGUUGCCUAAUGUAUUGUUGAUUGUGUCAAUGUUUCUCUUCCCAUGAUUUUUACUACCUUUGUAAUUUCAGCUCGUCAGUGUCUUAGUUAUUUUGAUACUUGAAUUUUCAUACGUGUCCGCCUCCUUGUCAUGUAGUUCUUCUCGUCGCGAUUUCAACAUGUUUUACGGACAUUUCCUCUUCCCAGUUUUAUAGGAAACUUUUCAGUACAUUCUUCAUUAUGAACAUGUGCUGUGAUGGUGUUUGAGCUGACACUCCUACUGUACCAGCUCCUGUUGUCAUUAGUCUCCUGAUACCAGUGGUGCACCUUACAGGCAAAUGAAGAUGUUAGAUGACAGGGUUUAUACUUUCUUCUCUAUUGUUGUUAUUAAAAGUGAGUAUUGUUUGUC